GUUGGAUAGGGUGUCAUCCCCAAGGAGUGGUGGUUGGUAUUAUACCACCACUCAGCCAAGGAUAACCAUUUGAGCCACUUGUGGGGAUUUUGGAAGCAUAAACAACGCAAAUAAAUCUCCAAGCAUCGGUUUACCCUCUCGGUUUGACCAUCUGUUUGUGGAUGGUAAACGAUGCUUAGAUGCAGCUCAACCUCUAUCAAUCUGAAUAAGUCUUGCCAUACUUGGUUGAUGAAUAUCUUAUCUUUGUCUGAUAUAAUAUCUUGUGGCAUUCCAUGCAACUUGUAUACUGCAUCCAAGAAGGCUCUUGCUACAUUCUAUGCUGAAUAGGGAUGAGUUAAGGAAAUGAAAUGGGCAUAUUUGAGGAGGAACAUGGGUUCUUCUUUGGAUUAGCAACAGCACCUGCUCAUGUUGAGGAUAGGCUAGAUGAUGCUUGGCUCCAGUUUGCAGAGCAACACCCCUGUGGUGAUAUGGAGCUUAAACAGAAGCAGCAGCCAGUGGAUGCAUUGAUGGCUUCUGCUGCUGGUGAUGGUGGUUCUCAGCAAGUUUCUUUGGCCACAGAUGAGCCUCUAAAGACUGCUAAGAGGCAGACAAGAAGACCCAUAAAGAUAGCUAUGGAGGCCAUGAUCAGAGGAUUUGAGAAGUAUUCAGAUGGUGAAGAGCACCAUUCUAGCCCAGAAUGUAGUCAUGCUGUUGCUGCUUGGCACAAUGUACCUCACCCGCAGGAGAGGUUGAGGUUUUGGUCUGAUCCGGACACCGAGUUAAAACUGGCUAAAGAUACUGGUGUUAGUGUUUUCAGAAUGGGAAUAGACUGGGCAAGGAUAAUGCGCAAGGAACCAGUAAAAGGACUUAAAGACUCUGUUAAUUUUGCAGCAUUGGAGCGCUACAGAUGGAUCAUUGAAAGAGUACGAUUUUAUGGAAUGAAGGUGAUGCUUACUCUGUUCCAUCAUUCACUUCCUCCAUGGGCUGGAGAUUAUGGAGGGUGGAAGGUGGAGAAAACAGUUGAUUACUUCAUGGAUUUUACCAGGCUUGUCGUUGACCGUGUAUCAGACUUGGUGGACUAUUGGGUCAUAUUUAAUGAGCCUCAUGUAUUUGUUAUGCUAACUUAUUGUGCGGGUGCUUGGCCUGGUGGACAUCCUGACAUGAUCGAAGUAGCAAUGUCUGCCUUACCUACUGGUGUAUUCAAUCAAGCCUUGCACUGGAUGGCUCAGGCACACUCAAAGGCCUAUGACUAUAUCCAUGAAGAAAGCAAAAGUAGCAAGAAACCUAUUGUUGGGGUUGCACAUCAUGUCUCUUUUACAAGGCCCUAUGGUCUAUUUGAUGUUGCUGCUGUCACGCUGGCUAAUUCAUUGACGCUUUUCCCCUAUGUGGAUAGCAUCUGCAACAAGCUGGAUUUCAUAGGCAUUAACUAUUAUGGACAGGAAGUAAUUUCAGGGCCUGGCUUGAAGCUUGUGGAGAAUGAUGAGUAUAGUGAAUCUGGACGUGGUGUUUACCCUGAUGGUUUAUACCAUAUUUUGCUUCAGUUCCAUGAAAGAUACAAACACCUGAAUCUGCCAUUCAUUAUUACGGAGAAUGGAAUUUCUGAUGAAACUGAUUUGAUUCGACGCCCAUACUUGCUGGAGCAUUUAUUGGCUGUAUAUGCAGCGACUAUAAUGGGUGUUCCUGUGCUUGGUUAUUUGUUCUGGACAACAUCAGAUAAUUGGGAAUGGGCUGAUGGAUACGGUCCCAAGUUUGGACUUGUGGCAGUCGAUCGUGCCAAUGACCUAGCACGUAAACCUCGCCCUUCGUACUAUUUGUUCUCUAAGGUGGUGAAAACAGGAAAAGUUACAAAACAAGAUAGGAUUCAAGCUUGGAAAGAACUCCAGCAAGCUGCUCUAGAAAAGAGAACGAGACCGUUUUUCCGAGCAGUGGACAAACAUGGACGUAUGUAUGCAGGAGGGCUAGAUGAACCUAUUCGGCGACCUUAUAUCCAAAGGGAUUGGCGGUUUGGGCAUUAUGAAAUGGAUGGUUUGCAGGACCCCUUCAGCCGCUUGUCAAGAUUUUUUAGCGCACCAUUUUCACACAAGAAAAGGGUUCAUCAAUCAGAAGAUGAUGAUAUGGUUCUUCAGCCUGUUGGCAUUUGAAGACUAUUCCAUGAGCUGCAAAGAACAAAGAUGUCUCUGUUGUUUGCUUAGACCAUAGAGAUUCUUCAGUACGGUGAAUUUCUUCAAUCAAUAAACUGGUGGGAACUCCUUGAAGCUUUUUGGUGAAUCUUGAAGUGCACCACUGGAAGACAUUUCAUAUCAACCCUUAGGCUUUAAUCCAACUCGUAUUUUGUUUGUGCAGGCUACUUUCCCUUUACAGAACAAUGACUAAUAAAUGUUUCUUCAAUUUGUUGCUGGUUACAUGUCUUGAAGGUCAGGAGCCAAUUGAAGUGACACAGGUUUAUCGAUUGGUUUAUUAUGAAAUAUGUCUUUCUACCAAAUUGUUGUAAUAUAAGCCAGAAACUGCUGGCUUUUUAAUGCUCUUAUCUAUUGCAAAGGCACAUAACUCGAACAAAAGAAGCUUCUUGUUGA
Elaeis guineensis (African oil palm) is the source of this 2552-nucleotide messenger RNA. The record is from RefSeq and is a predicted model, not a curated record. NCBI's taxonomy places the organism in Eukaryota, Viridiplantae, Streptophyta, Magnoliopsida, Arecales, Arecaceae.